This is a messenger RNA of Symbiodinium pilosum, 771 nucleotides long. Lineage: Eukaryota; Dinophyceae; Suessiales; Symbiodiniaceae. The record is from the annotation of a GenBank genome assembly.
AUGCUGCCUGGCUAUGAUGUCUUCGGAAAGAGUGGCUUUGACCUCGAUCCAAAGGUGGUCGAGUCUGGAAUUCAGAGAUGCGCGCGGGAACAUGGAAUUGCUUUGUGUGUUGGUUAUGCAGAAAGCAUCAGAGAGGCAGAAAAGCAGCCUGGCAAAACCCACUGGAAUACUGCUCUUCUCGUCGAUCACCAGGGUGCUGUGGUGAUGCGCUACAGGAAACACCACUGCUGGGGAAAUGAGGGAAACCUGGGACUCCAAGAGUCUUCGGACAGCUUGAAAGUUGCGAGCUUGAAGCUUCGCGAUGGGGCGCAGAUCUGCGUCUCCAUCCUCAUCUGCUAUGAUGUAGAGUAUCCCGAGAUGGUCCGGAUUUUAGCGCUACAAAAGGCCGAGCUGAUCUUGGUUCCCACUGCACUGCCCUACACAGAGCCGAACGUAAGCCUGAAGAUCAUUCCGGCCACCGCGAUGCAAAACCGCCUGUUUGUGGCGUAUUGCAAUCUUCCUUGCUUGCCCCGCGUUUGUGGCGAGUAUUUCGCGGGCCAUUCUUGCGUAGCAGGGCCUGAUGGCAACCACUGGGCCGGUCCCAUGGGCUGGAGUGACGAGGGGCUGCUGCACUGCAAGGUGGGGUGGACCAAACAGCUUGCCUACCUCACGCAGGAGACCCCGUACCUUUGCGACCGCAAGCCAGAGUUCUAUGCCAGCCAGGGCUUGUGCCAGCCAGCAGUUGACAAGAAGCUCUCCUCCUACGAGGAAUUCUACGGCUGCGGGCUAUAG